Molecule: messenger RNA, 642 nt
Organism: Caenorhabditis angaria
Lineage: Eukaryota; Metazoa; Nematoda; Chromadorea; Rhabditida; Rhabditidae
Source: the annotation of a GenBank genome assembly
UUGAUUGAUUCAAACACAAACAACAUCUACAGGAAUCCAGCAGAUAAAAAAAAGUGAGAGGGAAAUUUUGAAAUUUAAAUUCAAUUAAAAUUUUAUUUUCAGAAUUAUUUUCAGUGAAUACCCAAAAAAAAUGAAACUCGUUGCUCUAAUGAGAGAUCUAUUCCACCAACCAACAUCAAAAUUCAACCAACUAAACUACAGUAUCUAAAUUACUGUCCUCUUAUCGUUAACUCACUUCAAAUAUAAUAUAAUUAGAAAGAUUUUUUGGAUUCGUCGAGAUAUACACCAGAACUUAGAGCAAGGAAAAGGUGUGUGAAAUUUUUAUUUAAAUUUUUUAAAUUAAAAUUUCAUUUUUUUUUUAUUUUCAGAUUGUUUGGAUUAUCCAAAGAGUCCCAAAAUGAGCAGAGCAAAUGUGUUUAAAAGAAAAAAUAUCCCAAAGUGAGUAGAACUAAAAACUUCAAAAAUAACAAUGGAUAUUUCAGAAAUUCUCAGCCCUAUGUGCAAAAAAUAUUUUUUGAAAGCAAUGGUCAGUGGGAAUUUUUGAAAAUUCAAAUUCAGUUUCAAAAUCCAUUUUCAGAACCAAAUGAACAAUAUAUUGCAAAUUCGCUCUCUCAUGAAAAAAAAGUAAAUUCCACCAACUAA